This is a messenger RNA of Odocoileus virginianus texanus, 8160 nucleotides long. The record is from RefSeq and is a predicted model, not a curated record. NCBI's taxonomy places the organism in Eukaryota, Metazoa, Chordata, Mammalia, Artiodactyla, Cervidae.
GAAGGCGGGUCUGCGGGUAGAGGCCCUGGCGGUUUGUGUCGGUCCUCCAUUGAGCCCUGUGCUCCUCAUCUGGUCCCCAUGGCUGUCCAGAGAAACCGCUUUCCCGCGCUUCUUUCACACGUAAAAGGCAACCGAGGCUGAGAGAAGCCCCCAAACUUGCCUUGGUAAGCAGGCGCCAGAGCAGCGCUCUCAACCCCAGGAUGGAGGUCACGGUGAGCAGGUUUCCAGACACUAAUCUCCACGCCACGUUGAGUCCAACGUUCAUGAAUGGACCUUUUCAAUUGGCUGUUCUUUCUAAGUAGGUGUGAAGCGCAGGGCCCCUCCUCCUGCUACUUCCACAGUCAAUGGGUUUCAGAUCUGAAAACUGACUCAAGUCUGGGAACUGAGCAUGAGAUCAUGAUUUUUUAUUAAAGUGACUGCUCUCAGCCUCUUAAUCCAAUUUUAGUUUUGGGUUUUUUCUUAAUAGGUAAAAAGAUUAGCAAAUACAGCUCCACUGGCUAAAUCCAGACAACCACUUGUUCUUGUAAAUAAAGUUUUAUUGAAAGGCAGCUUUACAAUUGUUUACAUAUUAAGGCUGCUUUUGUGCUACAACAGCUGAGUUGAGCAGCUGUGACAGAGCAGGUGACCUGCAAAGCCUAAAAAAUAUUACCUGGGCCUUUAAAGUUUGCUCGUCCCGUUAAGAGACGCUAAGCAGCAUCCUUGUCAACCAUGCUGCCUCUAGGUGCAAAUCUACACUGCACCCCAUUAACCUUCUCCACAAUCCUCUGCAGAUAAAGCCCACUGACUGCCCUCCGACCUUACCUUUUGAAGAGUGAGGUAAUUAUGGCCUCCUGGCUUCUGGCAGGAUUCAUGUCUGGAGAGUUCCCUGAGAACACCCAACCCCGUGUGCUGCAGGCCCAAAAGGAACAAGGUGCCUUUCUCAGGAUGAGGAGGGACGCGCCGCAGUGCCCCUGGGAACUGGCUCUCCAGUGAAGUAGGAGUCGCCGGCCGGCCGCCUGCACCCAGCCGCUCGGCGCCGCGGCCGCUCAGCCAGUGCCAUGGCCGGAUCCGGCGCGUGGAAGCGCCUCAAAUCAAUGCUGAGGAAGGAUGAUGCGCCGCUGUUCUUAAAUGACACCAGCGCCUUUGACUUCUCGGACGAGGUGGGCGACGAGGGGCUUUCUCGGUUUAACAAACUUCGAGUUGUGGUGGCCAACGACGGUUCCGAAACCCCGGAAAGGCCUGCUAACGGGGCGCACUCGGCUCUCCAGGCCGACGAUGACUCCUUGCUGGACCAUGACUUACCUUUGACCAACAGUCAGCUGAGUUUGAAGGCGGACCCCUGUGACAACUGCAGCAAGCAGAGAGAGUUGUUGAAACAGAGAAAGGUGAAAACCAGAUUGACCAUUGCUGCCGUUCUUUACUUGCUUUUCAUGAUUGGAGAGCUUGUAGGUGGAUACAUUGCAAAUAGCCUAGCAAUCAUGACAGAUGCACUUCAUAUGUUAACUGACCUCAGUGCCAUCAUAUUGACCCUGCUUGCUUUGUGGCUGUCUUCAAAAUCACCAACCAAAAGAUUCACCUUUGGAUUUCAUCGUUUAGAGGUUCUGUCAGCUAUGAUUAGUGUGCUGUUGGUGUAUAUCCUUAUGGGGUUUCUCCUCUAUGAAGCUGUCCAAAGAACCAUCCACAUGAAAUAUGAAAUAAAUGGAGAUAUAAUGCUCAUUACUGCAGCUAUUGGAGUUGCAGUUAACGUGAUAAUGGGGUUUCUGUUGAACCAAUCUGGUCACCAUCAUGCCCAUUCCCACUCCCUGCCCUCAAAUUCUCCUACCACAGGUCCCAGAUGUGGACAAAACCAAGGGCAGGAUAGCCUGGCAGUGAGAGCUGCAUUUGUACAUGCCUUGGGGGAUCUGGUACAGAGUGUUGGUGUGCUAAUAGCUGCAUACAUCAUACGAUUCAAGCCAGAAUACAAGAUUGCUGAUCCCAUCUGUACAUAUGUGUUUUCAUUACUUGUGGCUUUUACAACCCUUCGAAUCAUAUGGGACACAGUAGUGAUAAUUCUAGAAGGUGUACCAAGCCAUUUGAACGUAGACUAUAUCAAAGAAGCUUUGAUGAAAAUAGAAGAUGUACAUUCAGUGGAAGAUUUAAAUAUCUGGUCUCUCACUUCAGGAAAACCUACUGCCAUAGUACACAUACAGCUAAUUCCUGGAAGUUCAUCUAAAUGGGAGGAAGUACAGUCCAAAGCAAAGCAUUUAUUAUUGAACACAUUUGGCAUGUAUAAAUGUACUAUUCAGCUUCAGAGCUACAGGCAAGAAGUGGACAGAACUUGUGCAAACUGUCAGAAUUCCAGUUCCUAACUGUGUAUAUAGGGGAGACUGCUGCCUUAUUUAUCCUGCAGUCACAGAUGUGAGAGCAAUAAAUGCACACCUGAGUGAGAAAUGGAAUCCCUGACGGCUGUGUCACUAUCAAGCACCAGUCUCUCAAAACAGACACUCCAGCCUGACAGUGGUAGUUUCUGUUUAAUGGUAAAAUGAGACUUCACCAUGAUUCUCAUAUGAAGAUGUUUCUAAAACACUGUUUACAGAAUGAGACAUGACUCUACAGAUACCUCAUAGAAGACAAUCCAAGACCGUACUUCACUAAUUAUGACAGUACAUGUUUUAAAAGAAAGCAUCAAGAAUUCAGUAUUUGCAUUUAAAAAUCCUUUUUAAAGACCAUUUUUAUAUCAAGCCAGUGCUGGAAAACUGUUUUUUUUUAUUAUGUAAUCUUGAACCCAGCUUCUUGAAUUUGACACCCAGCUCUCUUUUUACCAAAAUUAUUUCUCAAAGUACUACUAAUUAUCCAGAGGGUGGAAUAAGCAUGUAUUCCUAGAGUUUCAGAAAUGUUUUAUUUCACAAAUAAGUUCAAAUCUUAUUGUUAUAAUUUGUAAUCAACUAUUUCCAGAUAGUACCGGGUUUUGUAUGUCAAAGUUAGCAUUUUUGGUUAUUUAUAAUCUUAUCAGAAUCAAAUAUUAACAUAUUGUGGCCACUGAUUCUAAAUUGUUUAGGAGAUAUUUUCUGUGUUAUUCUGAAUAGGAGAAGUGAAUCAUAAACUCAAAUUAUAAUAUGAUACUUUGAAACAAAAUUUAGGAGUGAGAAUGGGUUGUGGGGUUUCAGAUUUAAGUCUUCCUGAAAUCACUUAUUCGUGGAAUUAUUUUAAGAACAGCAAGAGACUGCAGAAGGUAAACAGUGACUCUCUGUCCUUUUAAGAACUGCCUUGCUUUUUGUAUAGGAAGUUUGCUCGGCACCUUCCUUCCUGCUUCCAUACCAGUUAAUCUGUGGGAGCCCUUUGAGGGUAGAACUCUGGGAAAGUAAGUUUCAGCGUGCCCUCCACCUCUCAUGUGUAGACCAACCACCUUCCUCCAGGAGGAAUUUUGGAUCAAUGGUAUGGGUUAGGGAUUCUCCAUGGACUCCAGAAAUCCUAGGAUAUAAUUUUGAAGUUUUUCCAAUGAUAGUAUCAUAACAGAAAUGCCCAGAGGGAUUGGGGGAAGAUAUUACUCUGAGAAGACAAAAUUUUCAAGGGUCUUUGACCUUGUAUGUUCUUGUGUUUUGAAGCAGGGGAAUGGGGAUAGACAUUAAAUCUGUUGUGGGGAGGCUAAGCAUUAGUUUUCAGAGCAGAGGCAACUAAUUGGUAACGAUUGUGUUAAAGAGGCAGCUGUGAAUAUUCAUGUUUCAUUUUGCAACUGUUGGUUUUGAGAUUAUCUUUAUACAUGUUACAAAUCCAUUUUCAAGAACAGUUUCUUAUACCAAGAACAGAUAGGAUCCUUUGACUCCUCAGAAUCAGAGCAGAGCAGCAGUGUACCAGGCAAGUUGUGAACUGAAAUCCUAGAUGGGCAUGCAGAUGACUCCUGAUAUAAAUGAACAGGACACACACUUUAUCUUUCUGCCAAAUACCUCUCUAUGUAAUAAGCCUAAGAUAAAACCUGGAUUUACCCCAAAAUUUAUUGUUGACGGUAUCCAGUAAAAGGGUUGAUGAGGAUUAAUGGUUCCUAAUAAAACCUUGUGUUUGUUGAAUUGAAUAUUAACUUUAUGAGAAUCUUACUGUGAAUAUAUUUAAAAUAAUGAUUUGGAUUUUUCAAAAAUUUCAGUAGCACAUAAGCUGUUGAAAUCAAAAUAAAUAUAAAAUUAAAAUACAGAGGGCAAGUAAGAAUAAAUGAGAGGCAUUUCAGUAGACAUUUGGGCACUUGUAGACUUUGAGCACCUAGCAAGAGAAGGGAAAAGAAUAUGCCUUAAUGCUAAUUAUGCUAAUGGUUUCCCGGUAUUUGCAAAUUGUUCCUCAUAGCUACCCAGCUUGUUUCUUAUAAAUUUUCCUUUAUCUUAAAUAGCUAUACCUGACUUUUCAUAAUGACCCAUUCCUUGGAAAGUUACUUGAUGAAACAGUCUGAAAUACAUUUGAGGAUUGAAAGGAUCUUUUUGUAAAACGCAAAGACCAAAAACUUUUGUAAAUCUUAUAGUGUUCUCCUUAAAAUGAGAAACAUGAAGCUUGCCUAUGCUUUGCUUUUUGUAGCAAGGACUAUAGACUUUGUACUGGUACUUCACUGGGAGUAUAAGAUUUGAGGAUUGAUAGAUUUAACUUGUAACUUCAUAAGAUCCACAGAGAAGGAUAUAAACUUAGCAUAUACGACCAAGAAUUGCAAAGUUGGUCUGUCCUUCCCCCACCUAGUUACAGCCUGUAGUUAUACUCCUCAGCCAGCUCUCAAAAAGGGCUCUCCAUUGUCCAGCAAAGGCGGUGGCUGUAUGUAUGAACACCUAGCAUUAUUAAUUUUGCAUAAGGAAAACAGAUCACAACAUAAAAACUGGACAGUUCUUCAGUGAGGUGUAUUUUAGUUAUCAUUUGCAAAUAGUCAGAGUUACUUAUGUGUAUAACCUGUGUUUCACUGCUCUGGCCAGAUGCAGCAUUUUGACUUUUAUGGCCCAUUUCAUUAACAACCAUGCUGCUUUAGAAAUAUAACAUGGGGAAUAUAGUUGCAUAAGGCAUAUUUCAGAGGGCUUUGAAAUGCAGAACCAGAAGCAACUAAAUUCCUUCAUACAUUUUGCAUUAGCUAUUCCUUGUGUGACGUGAGCCUGGAUUUUCACAACUUGCAGCUCCCAUCAGUAUUGUUUGCCACAUCACUGGAUUUCUUAUUUCACUGUUUUCCAUUUUGGGUGCUUUGUUCCCAUUUCCUAAAACUAGUUUCCUGCUCUUAGGAGUCUCAGUGUUCUGGUGUUGUCUCUUGAGCCCAGGUGUCCUCACGGAGUGUUUGUCUUCAGUAGAAUUUUCCCAGAAUAGACACAGGAUCAGAUAUAUGAGCUUCCCUUUCAUUUUAAUGUGAGGAAAAACCAUUCUUCAGAGACAAAGCACCACUUAUAAAUGUGUUUCUGGGUAGGGCAGAACCUUUGUUUAAGCUGCUGAUUGUUCCUGAUCCAAGUUUCUCUGCACACCGAGUUUUAUGCUAAGUGUGGUAGAAGUAGAUGCACUGCACAAUCACAAGCCAGGAUCACUGCUAAGAUUCACACAACCACUCUUACCACAGAGAAGCGUUCACUUCUGAAACAAGCACAAUUAAUGUAUUUUCUAAAUGUAUUUUCUUCAGUUGGUCAACGAAAUAAGGUAUUAUAUAGAAUUUGAGCCCCUUUGGAAUGAGGUUUUAGACACUUUUGCUGUUGCCUCUGCCUUAUGUAUAUUAUAGUAAAUUUAAAGUUACAGAAUGUGUUCACAAGACUAGUUCAUUGGGUUCAGUUUGUCUUUGAAUCAAACUUCACUUGGGUAUUAUUAGUCACAAAUGUAUAGUGACACUUUGCUGUAUGCUCUGUUGAGGGGAGGCCAGCUUGAUCCCCAAAUUGUUGUUAUGCCUAAUGUCUCUCUGACCACAAUAUCAUUUGCAAACCCUGGCUACAGAUCUGUCCUGUGAAUCCGACCAGACAGGGCUUCACAUUUAUGUUACCGAUCGCUAGCCAGGGAUAUUGCUUGUGAUGCCAGUAGGAGCACACAAAUUGUAGAGAAGAACUAUCAUGGGAAGUCCUCAGUGUUAAAUUGUAUGUGUGCCCCUCUGUUACACAUUCCAGCCAGCCGGUCAUUGAAUUCUCGCUUUCCAAAGAUUUAACUCAUUCUUCUAGUCAUAUUGUGAUGACCAACAAACAUUUUCUAAUUUUUGGUUAGAUUGGAAAACACUUAAGAAGACUCCCAGUUAAACCUAUGACAGUGUCAAUUUAAAUAUUGCAAUUAAGUAUAUUCUGAAAUAACUGCAACAAAAUUGAAAUGUGCCAAUAUGUCAACUUUGCACCUGAAAGAUAAUGUAUAUUUGGAAAGCUUAUGCUUCUCUAAAUAAAUACAUGUUAAUAAGUAAGCCAUAUCACACUUUAAGAAAUUGUAUAUACUUUCCCAUAUACACUUUCAGAAACCAGGUAUUUUGCAUAAUGGUUGAUUUUUAGAAAGAUUUUGAAGCUGGAGUCUGUCCAUGUAAUUUAAAAUCCAACUAUAGUAUAUGUAUAUGUACUGAAUUUGCGAUCUUCAAAUUAUAAUUUCCUAUACAUUUAUUAAAGUAUUGUUUUGCCAUGUGGUUUAUUAAAAAAGUGAAAGUGUACAGUGCCUUAAAUUUCUAGGUAUUUAAAAUCAAAUAAUCAUAGUAGGCCUCAAAAUGUAAUCUUCAUAGAAAGAAAAACAUUGGAAAAUAGAUUUUAAGCUAUCUAGUUUUAGAAUCUCUAAUUUAAUGUCCUCUUAGAUGUUUAAGAAAUAAACCUGAAGAAAAUCUUCCAGAGAGGACAAAAGAGAGAUUGAAAUAACCUUUAUCUUUUUAUAUCUGUCACUUCUUAAAAAACUUUUUUUUGGCCAUGCUACAUGCAGGAUCUUAGUUCCCCAACCAGGGAUGAACCUGGACCCCUGCAGGGGGAGUGGGGUGCCCUAACCACUGGACCUCCAGGGAAUUCCCAUAUCAGCCCCUUUUGAUGUCCCUGCAGCCCAGCAACAAUGGCACAAAGGAAAGAAAGAAGCUGCUGUGGGAGUCAGUUUGGUGAGGCCCAUUGGAAAGUGAGCUCAAUGCCCCAAGGACCUCCAACCGUUGCAGACCAGGGCUCAGACACACCUCACUGGCCCAUCUGCCACAAUCUGUUUCUUUGGCCCAAGUUGCUGAGGGUGGUUUCCUCAUUUUUUAACGUUAAAAAAUCAUAAUAAUAUUUCAUGAUGUGAAAAUUACAUAAGGUACACUUCAGCGUCUGUAAAUAAAGUUACUUGAACACAGUCACACUCAUUCAACCACAGCUGCACUCAUGCUACAGUGGCAGAAUUGAGUAGUUGUGACAAAUAUAUUUACUGCUUGUCCCUUCAUAGAAAAAGUGUGCUGGCCUCUGGUGUGCCCUGUUGUAUCACUUUAGGACCAUAACAGCAUAAAUGGGUGCACCAAGCUCUCAACAGAGCCCGCUUGGAAGUUCCUGUGAUUGGUUGAUCUGACAGCUAACCAAGUCACCAAAAGAUCUUCUCCUCCCUUUAUCAUUUUUCUUUUCUUUAUCCGCCUUGGAGUCUGGGGCCAAAAUAUAGAGAAGGAGUAGCAAGAUUUCAAUUACCAUAUGUUCUACAUAAUGUUCAGCAGCAAAGCCAUUUUCUAUAGCACCAUGGUCACUAGCACCAUUUAAGAAUACUUUCCAACAUAGAGCUUAUUCACCUGAAUUUUUAAAUUUUGCACAUAAAUUAUUACCAAAAAAAUGAAUGAAAUAAAAAUAUAUACAUGUUGAAUACCUUACGUAGUUGGUACCAACUGGGAGCUCACAAACAAAAAAGAUAACAUUUUAUCUGCUAAGUAAAUUGAAAAUUGCUUAUAAGGCUUUUAAAACAGUAUGUUCUUUAAAGUUUUUCAGGUACCCAGCUAGUAAAAGACAACUAUUUUUGAAAAUAAUAAUACAGUUUUAGAUAUGUUAUAUUAGUAAGCACUUGUAUGUUACAUACUCUUUGUGACAUACUCUUUGGUCUAUUUCUAUUUUUUUGAUGUUUUAUUUUUGGGGUUCGUGUCAUAUAUUAAAAUAAUCCUAAUUUGGGGUACCAAUCUUAUAGACUUGUUUAUGUUAAACUUUCAGCCUUACUUAAUAUAUUAGAAUAAUUUUUUUGUUAUAUUUCAGCUCCAACUAUGAUCUACUAUAAUUGCUAUAAGCUGUGAAAUAAAUGAAGCAUAUAUAGAAAGUA